AUGGUUCGAAUCAAGCCUCCUCAACCUGCUGUGCCCUCUUUAGACGGUGUCAUCGUCAGCUUCGCCUCUUACACCCCCAGCGCACACCCUGAACUCUCGAACAAGAGUGUUGCGCAACUGAAGACUGACAUCUCCAACUGUGGCGGUUUCUACACACCGAGGCCGGGAGAGUGUACACACCUCAUCACCACUCACGUUCAAUUUGGCAAGAAGCUUGAUCGUAUCACCCAGGCUCAAAAGAAUCCUGACACUCUCAUCGUCUCUUACGAGUGGCUCGCAGCGUCUCUAGCUUCGAGCGCUCCGGUAGACGUCGAACAAUAUCUUCUGGAGAGCUCGCCUGCAGAUGAUGACGAUACAGUGAAUGGUAACGGUGCGCAAGCCUCUCAGAAGACAGCUGCCAGGUCGUCAAAGCGCUCACGGAAAGAUGACGACGACGAGGAUAACCCGGUACCGACAAAGAAAUCCAAGCCUGCCAAAGCAGCUCAAUCACCGAUCCCCACAGCACCCAAGGCGAUUGAAGUUCCAGUGGAUCAGUUCGUCUCCUCCGCUCACAACUAUGCUGUGCAUGUGGACGACAGCGGCGUGAUAUACGAUGCCACUCUGAACAAGUCUGACGCAAAAGUGAACAACAACAAGUUCUAUAGAGUUCAGCUCUUGAGACAAUCCACUCGUUUCUACACUUGGACACGCUGGGGUCGUGUGGGUGAGGGCGGCCAGAGCAAGAUGCUAGGUGACGGCACCCUUGACGACGCUCUUUCGUAUUUUCGGAUCAAAUUCAAAGAGAAGGCCGGUCUUACGUGGGAAAAUAGGGAUGCGCCGUCUCGGAAGGGCAAGUAUGCAUAUCUUGAAAUCAACUACGCAGAGUCGGAGGACGAAGUUGAGAAACAACCCGUGGAAGCGAGCCGGAAAGGUGAAGUUGCUGUGAGAGAAAAGGUCUUUGCCGCGAGCAAACUCAUGCCACCGGUCCAACGCCUGAUGGAGCUCAUCUUCAACAUGCAGUAUUUCAAAAAUACCAUGGCCGACUUUGACUACGAUGCCAAUAAGAUGCCUCUUGGGAAGUUGAGCAAGAAGACUCUACUCAAGGGGUAUGAAGUCCUGAAAGAGCUGGCCUUGCUCGUGGCCGACCCAUCUGUUGCCACCGGUAUGGGAGAAGAAGCGUUCCAAGCUGUCCUGGACCGAAGCAAUCGGUACUUCUCACUUGUUCCGCAUGUCGUUGGCCGCCGUCAGUUACCCGUUCUCAAGAAUAUGGAUUCCAUUAAGAGAGAAAUUCAACUCCUCGAGACGUUGACAGACAUGCAACUGGCCAACGAGAUUAUGCAGUCCGCUGCAAUCGAGGAACAUAGGACUCUCCAUAUGCUGGAUCGACAAUACCAAGGACUGGGCAUGAAAGAGAUGAUUCCUUUGGAUCAGGACAGUCAAGAAUUCACCGAGAUCUUUAACUACCUGAACCUGUCGACUGGCAGCACCCAUGCCGUUAGAUACGGGGUGCAGGAUAUCUUCCGCAUCGAGCGCGACGGCGAAAGUGACCGACUCGACAACUCUCAAUACGCGUAUCUCGGGCCAAGGAGUGACCGCCGCUUGCUCUGGCAUGGAUCCCGUGUCACCAACUUUGGUGGCAUCCUCAGCCAAGGCUUGCGCAUUGCACCACCAGAAGCCCCUGUAUCAGGGUACAUGUUUGGCAAAGGCGUGUAUCUUGCAGAUAUGAGCUCAAAGAGCGCUGGCUAUUGUGCAACAUACAACAGUGCGGGAACUGGGUUACUCCUGCUUUGCGAGGCUGAACUGGGAAACCCCUCUCUCAAACUCACGCAAGCCGAUUACAAUGCCGAGGAUCGUGCCAAGUUGUAUGGCCACCUUUCCACCUGGGGUGUUGGUCGAACCAGCCCUCGUGUGUGGAAGGAUGCUAGCUGCGUGCAUCCGAGCCUGAAAGGAGUGAAAAUGCCUGAUGUUGUCAAUUAUCCGCCCAGUCCAACUAACGAGCCUUGUGCACAACUUUUGUACAACGAAUACAUCGUCUACGAUGUGGCUCAGAUCCGACUACGAUACCUUUUGCGAGUCACCAUAAAUUGA
Fonsecaea nubica is the source of this 2067-nucleotide messenger RNA. RefSeq lists its product as hypothetical. Bases 1 to 2067 code for a protein of 688 amino acids. Gene Ontology annotation, molecular function: NAD+ poly-ADP-ribosyltransferase activity. The record is from RefSeq and is a predicted model, not a curated record. The transcript has 3 exons. NCBI's taxonomy places the organism in Eukaryota, Fungi, Ascomycota, Eurotiomycetes, Chaetothyriales, Herpotrichiellaceae.